UAGUCCUCGAUUCCAGGGACGACGCACCUGCAUUUCGUCUGGUCCCGCGUGGCGCCCUUAUGAGACAAGCGACUGGCUCUGCUUCGUCUCCCUCCAUUCUCUUGCCGCGCGACACCUUCUUCCCGACCUCUUCCUACCAUCAUGAGCAUCAGUGCAAGCCGCAAUGCGCCGUUGUCCCCCAUCUCUCUAGGCGGUAGCGAGUUCUCCGUCUCCAAGUACCAGGCCGGCGACGACGCCCCCUAUCUCAACGGCCGCUCCAACCUCGCCUCGCCCCCGAACUCGGGCGGCUCCAGCAUCAACAUGAGCAUGAACGGCUUCCCCUCGGCGCCCCGUAGCAAUGGCGGACCCUCACCGCCCGCCUCUAUCGCACGUUCCAGUCAGGGCACCAACCUCUACGCCAGGAGCGACAGCGGUCGCAACAGCGUUCGCGCUGACCUUGACGAGUCUAUCCUUAGCGAACAUUACGUCGCCUUGCGAGCAUUUCUCAACACCCGCGACCCGAACCAUAAGCACCAGCCGAACAAGGCCCGCGACAAGCUACUCCGACUGUCAUCCGUCCAGUUUUACGAGCUCAGUACCGAUGUCUUUGACGAGUUGAUCCGAAGGCAGGCCGCCGCGAGGGCCCCUCCCAAUGCCCCAAAUCCUGUUCCUACCUUCCUACUCCCCGAGAAGAACUUCCACCCAAAGCGAAACCAGGCCCGCCAGAGACUCUCCUCCCUCGGACCACCACGAUUUCGAGACCUCGCCGCAGAUGUCUUCCACGAGUUAGAACGCCGCUUUCCCAAUUUUGUCGGAGGCGACCUCCAACGCCAAGGAAGUCCCAUGUCGAUCCGCGGUGGUCCGGUAAGCCGCACAGGCACUCCAGUUAAUGGCAAUGGUAAUGGGUUCCCCCCGAGGGGACAAAGCCGCAUGAGACGGCCUUCCGAUGCACCCUCCAUGAGAGGUCCUCCACCACCAGAUGCUUACGGGAUCCCAGCAUCUCCAGGUAUCCCCAACGGCGAUUAUGGACGACCAACGCCAAAGCAACUCAACCAGAACAACACAAUCGUGCCGAACAAGAGUACCAUGCUCGAAGAGGAUGACGAAGGCGACUCCUUUGCCCUAGAACAGGUCACAAGCAACCACGAAAGCAAAAGAAGUGGUGAUAGCGCUAUCACCUCAGAAGCUGACAAGAAGCUCAUUGAAGACUACCAGGCGCAGGUACAGGACUUGCAGGGAAAACUGGACGGCAUGGAAGACGUUAUGAGAAAAAAAGAGGAGGAGAUGAACAGCGCUCUAGAUCAGGAGCGGGCACGAUCCACUGCCACAGGCCUUGAGAAGCAGGAAUGGUCUGACCUCCGGCUUGACCUCGAGAACAAACUAGCCAAGGCCCAGAACUUGAAUGACUCAAUGGAGCAAGAACUCCAAAGGGUACGGGAUGAUCAUGACUCCGAAACUCAACAGCUCCGAGAUCAGGUGGCCGCGGCGCAACAAAGCUCCCGGAGCAUGAAUCCGGCCGACGGGGACUCAGAACUCCAACGGGAGAAUGAAGACCUUCGGAACGCACUAGAAGAGCAACGUCAGGUAACGGAAGAGGUUCGGCGGGAAGCUGAGGAGUUCUUGCGUGAGAUGAGAAUGCUCUCCCAACAGAGCGGUUCAACAUACGAAAGACAAGCUGAGCUCGAGAAGAAUAUUGAGCAGCUUGAGCACGAGGUCCGAGAGUGGAGGAAUCGUUACGCUCGCACCAAGACUCAACUGAGAAACAUGCGCGCCUCCUCCAUGGGAGCCGGAAUUGAGCAUGAUGCUGCCAAAUUUGUCCGGGACAAGGGAUUUGCUGACGACCGAGGCCUUGUUAAGGAUGUCCACGUUACCAAGUUCCAGAUCGCGAUUGACGAACUACUACAGAAGGCCAGGACCGGAGACCCGGAGAAUGUGAUUGACGCAAUGAAAUCGGUGGUUGUUGGCGUCCGCCGCAUCACCAAGGAUACUGAUGUUUCUCAAGCCCACAAUGAGGAAAUGGCUCAACAACAGAAACAGCUUCGAACCAAGGUCUCGGCGACCGCGAACAACCUGAUCACUGCAUCCAAGAACUUUGCAGCUGGUGCCGGAAUAUCCCCCGUUUCCCUCCUUGACGCCGCAGCAUCCCACCUUUCAGUUGCCAUUGUGGACCUCCUCCGACUGGUCAAGAUCCGGGCCACCCCCACCGAUGAACUGGACGACGAUGAGAACGAAGGAACCAUCACUCCCGUGGAAUCGACUGGAUUCUUUUCUCCGCUCAGCACCGACCCAGUGUCUGCUACCCAGGGUACGCUCCCCCUGCCCCCACCAUUCCAAGGCCUAGGAACCCGAGCAAGCGCAGACUCAUCGGCCUAUAGCCCUGUGAACUCCCCCCGGCACUCCACGGACCCGUACUCCCGGAAUGGACCUACGUCCAAAUCGAACGGCAUGACCAACGGGAUGGGUUAUCCUGCUGCGGUGCCGAGCGCUCUCAACAUCAACGGACACGGAGCUCACCAGCAGGAUACCCGCGCCGCCGAGGACCUCAGAAUUUACCUGGAGGAUCAGAAUGCACUUUUAGUGUCCGAAAUUCAGAAUCUUGUGGGCACCGUGCGUGGUGAUGCCAACAUCCGACAGAUCAGUGCAGACAUCGGGUCCAUCUCUGCCGUUGUGGGCAAGAUUAUCACCGAGGUGCAGGCCAACGGCUACGGUGACAUGGCAAACCGGUUGGCAGACUGCCGAGCGCGACUUCUUGAAGCCGGUGAUCGCGGCGAGGAUAUGGCCAACAUCGGCAUCGACACCGACUCCAAUGAGUGGCGCAUGUGGACGCAAACACUGCCACCCAUUUCCUUUGAAACGGCUCGUGAAACAAAGGAGCUUGUCCAACGGAUGGAUAGGCUAGCAAAUCCAGGCGCAGUUGACGAAUUCUCAUAAACCCUGUUUUUCUUUGAGUUGGGCUUCUUUCAGGAGGCUCGACAAUUAUGCCGAUUUGCACGACAAGUCACUACGCCUUCGCUUUUUAUGUUUGGAGAGGGGGACUACCUUUGAUACCCACUUGACGCAGAGCUCUCGAUAUCGGACAGUUCACGAUGCCCCUCGCUUCUCAACUUUGGAUUUAAUCAGGGAAAUGCGGGAGAGUGGGGUUGUGCUGGUCAAUAUUUGAGUGACGACGGGCCGGUGGCAAGGACAAAGGCAUUACGUUGUUGGGUACG
This is a messenger RNA of Ilyonectria robusta, 3188 nucleotides long. RefSeq lists its product as uncharacterized. Lineage: Eukaryota; Fungi; Ascomycota; Sordariomycetes; Hypocreales; Nectriaceae. The record is from RefSeq and is a predicted model, not a curated record. Gene Ontology annotation, molecular function: MAP kinase scaffold activity. Bases 142 to 2910 code for a protein of 922 amino acids. The transcript is spliced from 3 exons. Gene Ontology annotation, cellular component: cell cortex of growing cell tip; actomyosin contractile ring.